AUGUCAUCAGGACUCACGCGAAGAAGAGGCGGCGGUGCAGGAGCAGCUGGAGGCGAGAAUGAGAAUGGAGAUUCGAGUCGUGUGGCCUCUCCUACGCCCAAGGCUGGCGGCUCCCGCGACACUAGCGGACCAGAAACUUCAUACGAGAACAGCGAGAAUGGACACAAGAUUGCCUUUGACCCUAGGGAUAUAAGUGAGAGCGCUGAGCGGAGCAAGCAGCCUAAGCUCACGCUGAUGGAGGAAGUGUUGCUGCUCGGAUUGAAGGACAAGCAAGGCUAUUUGUCAUUUUGGAACGAUAACAUAUCAUAUGCGCUUCGAGGAUGUAUUGUCAUCGAGCUUGCUUUCAGAGGGCGCGUGAGCAUGCAGAAGGAUUCGUCAAGGCGGCGGUUUCCCCUGGCCGACCGAGUAAUUGAGGUUAUCGACGAUACAUUGACUGGGGAAGUCCUCCUGGAUGAGGCGCUGAAGAUGAUGAAGGCCAGCGAGAAGAUGAGCGUCAGUUCGUGGAUUGACUUGAUGAGUGGUGAAACAUGGAACCUUAUGAAAAUCGGAUACCAAUUGAAGCAAGUCCGGGAACGACUGGCUAAAGGACUGGUAGACAAGGGCAUCCUCCGUACAGAAAAGCGAAACUUCCUCCUAUUCGACAUGGCAACACACCCUGUGGCAGAUGGAGGAGCUAAAGAGGAGAUCCGACGAAGAGUUAGAAAUGUCCUUACACAACGAACCGUCGUUCUUCCCGGAAGUCAAUUCCUCCCUGAAAAUCUUGAAUUUAGAUACACCCGAACGAUUGCGAUGGUGUGCGCGGCGUAUGCUGCUAAUGUGCUUGAGAAUGCACUUGCUACUUUGGGUCAUGAAGCUAGAGAGCGUGCUUUUGCUCAGGUUGACGAAUUGCUGGCAGAAUACAGUCAAUGGCCUUUUGGAAAGAGGACGGGUGGUGCCUCUGGAGGAGUGGGUGCGAACUUGGGACAAGUCAUUACAGAAGAGGUCACCAACGGCAAGGACAAAGAGUUGCAGCUUGAGGUCGUAGCAGCAUGUCUGAGCGUCUUUACACGACUGGACUCUUUGCUAUAG
Molecule: messenger RNA, 1068 nt
Organism: Lachnellula hyalina
Lineage: Eukaryota; Fungi; Ascomycota; Leotiomycetes; Helotiales; Lachnaceae
Gene: vps74
Product: Vacuolar protein sorting-associated protein
Exons: 5
Coding region: 1-1068 (355 amino acids)
Biological process (GO): Golgi organization; retrograde vesicle-mediated transport, Golgi to endoplasmic reticulum; Golgi to plasma membrane protein transport
Cellular component (GO): trans-Golgi network; Golgi cisterna; cytosol
Molecular function (GO): phosphatidylinositol-4-phosphate binding
Source: RefSeq, a predicted model, not a curated record